Molecule: messenger RNA, 1076 nt
Organism: Durotheca rogersii
Lineage: Eukaryota; Fungi; Ascomycota; Sordariomycetes; Xylariales; Xylariaceae
Exons: 1
Coding region: 308-868 (186 amino acids)
Source: RefSeq, a predicted model, not a curated record
GAAAUGGUGGAAAAUGGAGAGGCCCAGCGGUGUAGAUUAGCAAGCUUAGCCAUCCUAUAUUGUGCUUCGAGGAGCUCGACGGGCUUUAUAGCCAAGAUCGAUCAGCCACGACCGGCUUAUUGGGCAAGGCGAGUAUAAUUCCGUGCCCGUGGCACAGUGGCGAGACAAGCCCAGCUGAAAACUAGGUCAGGAUCAACCAGGGGUGGUGAGUGUAUAGUUGAGACGGUAGGUGAGCUUGAGUAACGGGAGGUUGCGUAUCUCGGCCUACCAACGUGGGUAGGAGAAAAGAUGUCCCCCGGCGGCCCUCAUGCUUUUGACCAAAGCACCUGGCCGAUACCUAAAUAAACAGGUGCUCGAGUUGGCAAUCUCCUUUCUCUGCCCCUCCUCGUCCUCGCAUCGCAUCCGGCUGCGGCGGCGGGUCGCGCUCGUGAAGCUCUCUGUGCCUCCCUGGUUCGUGCUUGCAUCCGAACGAGGAUAUCAAGCAUCCUCUGCCGGGAAUUCGCUCCCCCAUCCCUCCCUUAGCCCCCCUGGCCACAACGUUAGAGGCCGAGCGAUUGUAACCGGGCCCGAACUCUCUCCUCAGUCUUUGGCCACGGGACUUCACACGAUGGCCAGCGUAGAAAGAGAUAGCAGGUCCCGUGGCGAUGGGGCCAAUGACGAGCCGCAUGGUAGCAUGCCUGUCCCUCUAUCAUCGGACGGCUGUCGUAUUUCGUCCAACCACAUCCAGACCCCACCAGUCUUUCUCCCAUCCCAGAUUGGCGAUUGCGUCGAGGGGCGCAAUGGUACUGCAUUGUACCUUGACGAGACGGACGUCUGUCCCACCAGGGGGGGUGCGUGUGUUCCGCGGAGCCGAGCGGCACGGCGGUAAGAGGCUGAAGCCAUCCGGGAAGAACUGGCCCGGUCUGAUGUGAUAUGGAGAAAACGGCGUGCGUGUGGAGGAAGAGCCUGGAACGGGGUUUGGUUAGGCGAUACUUGAGUGUUGAACAAUCAGUCUUGCUCUAUGCACCGACCUGGUAGGUACCUACCUAGGUACCUAAGGCACAUUAGGCCCGCUAGGAAAGAUGCUUAGGCCGGUA